Molecule: messenger RNA, 876 nt
Organism: Striga asiatica
Lineage: Eukaryota; Viridiplantae; Streptophyta; Magnoliopsida; Lamiales; Orobanchaceae
Source: the annotation of a GenBank genome assembly
AUGAUUUCGAGUUCGUGUGUGAAGAUAGAGUCCCCUGAAGCCGAGCAGUUCUUGAACCUUUUUAGAGCCACUUCCGAGCCAUUAUUCGGGAGAGUGCCUUUGAAUACGUUACCGUAUCCUCCUGUACCGAUUAUGUUGUGCCUUGAGAAAUUCCGAGUGGUCGUUUUGAUUUCUUCGAACAGUCGGGAGGUUGUUGAGUUAGGAUCGAUAUUUGUGGGGUUUGGCUUUCCGGCGUUCCUUUUCCGGCGCCGGAAAAGGAAGAGACUGGAAAAUAUGAGAAUUAAAGCCACGGCAGAGAAAACCACAAGGAUGAUGAUGAUGAUAAUUUGCGGCCGUACCUGGAUCGGACGGCCCGAAACGGUUGCUGAAGGCGGCGGCGUAGAUGAAAGGGUAAGAAGUGCAGUCGGAGAGGUUGCCGGAGGAUGGGCCGGGGAGCGCGGUGGUGCAGGAGGCGCAGGGGGAGCCGUCGAGGAGGGACUGGUUGCAGGCGGCGGCGACGCCGCUCAGCGCCGGCGGCGGAACGGCGGCCUCGAAGUCGGAUCGGGUGGUGAGGUUCAUGCAUCCGCGGGAGAUCCAGUCUGUUCGGAACCCGCAGCGGCGGCGGAUGUCGAAAUUAGGGAGGUAGCUGUUGACGACGGACUCGUACGCGUCCCAGCACGGCUCCGCGGAGUCCGGCGGGGGGAGGAAAGAGCCGGUGCGGCGGAGGUGCUCGGAGAGGACGAGGCGGAGGCCCUGGAUGAUGUAGUGGCAGCGGGAGCCGGCGUUGUCGAGAUCGGGUCGGGGCAGACGGCGGAGGGAGUCGAAGGACAGGGGGCAGACGGAGACGUUUUGGAGGAGGGAGCGCCGGACGGCGAGGGAUGGCGAGGGGAGGGUUGA